Harmonia axyridis is the source of this 1704-nucleotide messenger RNA. It is a transcript of the gene Dlic, whose product is annotated as cytoplasmic dynein 1 light intermediate chain 2. Bases 157 to 1578 code for a protein of 473 amino acids. NCBI's taxonomy places the organism in Eukaryota, Metazoa, Arthropoda, Insecta, Coleoptera, Coccinellidae. The transcript has 8 exons. Gene Ontology annotation, biological process: microtubule-based movement; microtubule cytoskeleton organization. The record is from RefSeq and is a predicted model, not a curated record. Gene Ontology annotation, cellular component: cytoplasmic dynein complex; centrosome. Gene Ontology annotation, molecular function: dynein heavy chain binding.
CUGUCAGAUCAGCUACAAUCAAUGAACAACUAAACGUCAGAUCGCAGGAAUUUAUUAUGAAUCAAUCAAUUUUUUGAACAUUACAGCCAUUCAAAUAAACUUUUUAUCCAAUUAUUGUUUCAACAGAUAUAAUAGGACAGUCUUAUCAUCUCAAUUAUGCCGCCAUUCGAAGAAACAAGAGAAAAAUCUAAAUCAGUAGAACCUAAAAAAAAAAAUAUUUGGUCUCAAAUUUUGAGCGAUGUUCAGAAUCAUGGAAAUCAAAAAUUACCCUCCUUCAAACAAGUACUGGUGUUAGGAGAUAAUGAAUCAGGAAAAACCACAAUGGUGGCAAAACUCCAAGGUGUAGAAGAUCCUAAAAAAGGAUCGGGACUUGAAUAUGCUUAUAUAGAUGUCCGUGAUGAAUAUAGAGAUGAUCAUACUCGGUUAAGUGUCUGGGUAUUAGAUGGGGAUCCAGGCCAUUCUAAUCUAUUGAAAUUUGCCUUGAAUAAAGAUACUUUUGCGGAUACUUUGGUUAUAUUGACAGUAACCAUGACAGCUCCUUGGGGAAUUUUGGACCAGUUGCAACAUUGGGCAUCUGUUCUAGCUGACCAUUUAGAUAAAUUAGAAUUGGAUAUAGAUUUGCGACAAAGUAAAAGGCAACAUCUUGUAAAAUUAUGGAAAGAAUAUAUUGAACCAGGGGAUGAAUUAGACCCAACAUCACCAAUGAAAAGAAGUUCCAGAAACUUUGGAGAUGAAGAUGCUGAUAAUGAAGACGGUCAACUCCCAGAAGCUACUUUGACCAAUAAUUUGGGCCUGGACAUUGUUGUAGUAGUAACCAAGACUGAUUACAUGCAAACAUUGGAGAAGGAGCAUGAUUACAGGGAUGAACACUUGGAUUUCAUGCAAUCCUGGAUCCGAAGGUUCUGUCUUCAAUAUGGUGCAGCACUGUUUUAUACCAGCGCCAAAGAAGAUAAGAACUGCGAUCUGCUGUACAAGUAUCUCACACAUCGUAUUUAUGGGUUUCCCUUCAGAACACCAGCUUUAGUUGUAGAGAAAGAUGCUGUAUUUAUACCAGCGGGAUGGGAUAACAUGAAGAAAAUAAGUAUUCUGUAUGAGAACAUGCACAGCUGCAAACCAGAUGACUAUUAUAGAGAUAUAGUAGUUCAGCCUAUUGCAAGGAAGACAAUUAGCAGAGAAAGUGAACUUUUGGCUGAAGAUGAGCAAGUAUUUUUGGUGCGAAUGCAACAGAUUUUACUGGCUGGCGGAGGUCCACCAUUAGGAAGAACAACAGAUUCAAUGAGAAGUUCGCCACUAGUGAAAGGAACGGUAAGAUCGGGUUCCAGUUUAUUGUCACCGAGAAAGCUUGAUGGAUCCAAGGUUGUAAGUUCUCCCGGAGGUGAAGGAGUACUGGCGAAUUUCUUCAACUCUUUAUUGAACAAGAAAAGCAGCAGUCCCGGCUCUACUACUAAAUCAGGUCCAGAAUCCCUUCCUGAUAAAGCAGCCAUGCGCUCAGAUGCUGCUGCUGAAUUAGACAGGUUAUCAAGAGGUGCAAAGAAGUCUCUGGGAGCACUGGAUUUCGGCAAUUCUUCUGAUUGUUAGGUGUAUUUUGUAGGAGCUUUAUUCAUAUUCUAACAAUUAAUACAUAUAUAUCUUAUUUAUUAAAAUAAUUCAGUGAAUAUAAGGAAUUGUUAACUGCAAGCUAAUUAAUAAAAACAUACAACAUUU